CUUAGUCACUUAGGGCUUGUGGCUCCUCCGCUGAGAGCUAGGGUUUCCAUCUCAUAACGGAUCUCAGUCGUGGGAUUCGAUUUUCUAAGAAUAAGUUAAAAUGGUGAGAGGAAAGAUCCAGAUCAAGAAGAUCGAGAACACGACAAGCAGACAAGUCACCUUCUCUAAGCGAAGGAGUGGUCUCCUUAAGAAGGCUCAUGAGCUUUCUGUUCUUUGUGAUGCCCAAGUAGCAGCUAUCAUCUUCUCUCAGAAAGGAAGAUUGUAUGAUUUCGCCAGCUCUGAUAUCCAGAAGACGAUCAAGCGAUACGCUGAGUAUAAGGGAGAGUACUUCGUUGCAGAAAGUCACCCCACUGAGCAAUACGUGCAGGGACUAAAGAAGGAAAUGGUGACAAUGGUGGAAAAGAUUGAAAUGCUUGAAGUUCAUAACCAGAAGUUGAUGGGGAAAAGUGUGGCCUUUUGUUCUUUACAAGAACAAAAGGAAAUAGCCACACAGAUAGAGAAAAGCCUUCAUAUUGUUAGAUCAAGAAAGGCUAAAUUAUAUGAAGACGAGGUAGAGAAACUAAAAGCCAAGGAGAGGGAGCUCAAGGACGAGAGAGUCAGGCUUAGUGGAAGGGUAGGAGAAGAACCAAGCGGGAUGCCAUCAGGAAGCAAAGAGAAAGAGGAUGUGGAAACUGACCUUUCCAUCGGAUUUCCAAAGAGCCGAUCUUAACAUUCUUCUUGUUCCUUAAAUAUGAUAUCGAGCUACUUAUUAUCUCAGUGGAUAUGUGUAUAUUUAUAGGUCUUGUGUCACAUUUAUACUGAUAACUAAAUGAAACUAUUCUCUUCGAACUAA
Molecule: messenger RNA, 832 nt
Organism: Brassica oleracea var. oleracea
Lineage: Eukaryota; Viridiplantae; Streptophyta; Magnoliopsida; Brassicales; Brassicaceae
Product: MADS-box protein SOC1-like
Exons: 8
Coding region: 101-709 (202 amino acids)
Biological process (GO): positive regulation of transcription by RNA polymerase II
Cellular component (GO): nucleus
Molecular function (GO): RNA polymerase II cis-regulatory region sequence-specific DNA binding; DNA-binding transcription factor activity, RNA polymerase II-specific; protein dimerization activity
Source: RefSeq, a predicted model, not a curated record